CGGAAUGGACUCAAAGGCCCCGCCCACACCGUGUAAAGUCCCCAUGACGUUAACCCGUUAAUAUUACGGAAGUGAACGGAGCCACAAAACAACAGACAGAAAACCAAAUAAGUUGGUGUCCACGAGUUACUGAAACCUGCCGACAUCCUGCCAUCAUGCUGGGAGGAGGAUUCAAAGCAGAGAGGCUCAGAGUUAACCUCCGGCUGGUCAUAAACCGACUCAAACUUCUUGAGAAAAAGAAAACUGAGCUUGCCCAAAAGGCAAGGAAGGAGAUAGCUGAUUAUCUGUCAUCGGGGAAAGAUGAGCGAGCACGGAUCCGCGUUGAGCACAUCAUCAGGGAGGACUAUCUGGUUGAAGCCAUGGAGAUCCUCGAGCUUUACUGUGACUUGCUGUUGACUCGCUUUGGCCUCAUUCAGUCCAUGAAGGAACUGGAUCCAGGCUUACAGGAAGCAGUGUCCACGCUCAUCUGGGCAGCGCCUCGUCUCCAGUCGGAGGUCACAGAGUUGAAAACUGUGUCUGACCAGUUAUGUGCAAAAUAUAGCAAGGAGUACGGGAAGCUAUGCAGGACAAACCAGAUUGGAACAGUCAACGACAGGCUGAUGCACAAACUCAGCGUGGAGGCUCCUCCCAAAAUUUUAGUCGAGCGUUACCUGAUAGAGAUCGCCAAGAACUACAAUGUGCCAUAUGAACCUGACGCCAUGGUCCGGCCUGAGGUGUGUCCUGGAGAGGAGGCAGACCUGAUUGAUGUUGAUGCUGACAGAAGGAAUGGAAGAGGAGGAGGUGGUGGUUUCAGUGCUCCUCCUGUUGCAGCCAUGCCCAUGCAUAUGCCCAUGCCCAUGCCCCUGCAUAUGCCUGCACCUUUCAGCUAUCCACCUCCCAAAGGAGCUGAGCCCUUUAACCCUCCCGUUGGGACCUACGACAACUUCCAGCAUCACAUGGGAGGAGGGCAGCCCCCCCAGCUGCCCACUUCUCCCCCUACCUACGAGUCUAUUGAUGAUCUAAAUAUAAAACCUUCUAUUCCUUCUCAGGCUGUCGCUCCUGGUGUUUUGCCUCGCGUGUUCGAUAACGCCCUGCCAGAGCUCCCCUCCGUUCCCGACACACUCCCUACCUCCUCUGUAGGCGGAAACACCACCGCCUCAGACGACAUCGACUUUGACGAUUUGACACGGCGGUUCGAGGAGCUGAAAAAGAAGACCUAAACUUUCUCUCUCUACACACACACACACACACACACACACACACACACACAUGCCUGUGUCAUCAACUAAACAGCUCAGAACAGGAUAUAUUUAAGCUUUUCAGUCUUAUUUAGGUAGUUCUUCUCCUUCCUCUGCAAAAAAAGUAGUUUUACACAGAUUUUAAACGCACGUGUAUUCUUAACUCAUUUAUACAUAUCUGACCAACAUACUGAAGAAGGGUUGGGCCUACAAACCUAGCCUGUGAGAAUAAAAAAGUCAUUUCUUUAGGUUAUUUAGAUUUUUUUGUAAUUCUUCUAUAAACUCACAGUUAUGGGUGCCGCGCCCCCUUUUUAAACUUUUCUCAUUAGUCUCUGUGUCGAGCCGUAUAAGCAGAUUUUGACUUUAACCGUUGGCUUCCUGGGGUUUAGGGUUGGACUAAUGUUUACACCUUGCACACCGAUGCAGCUGAGAUCUUUGCCACUGUGUCAGACGAGUUAAACGAGCCUGACAGGUUUCCCCGUCAUGGUGGAUUCACCCCCGAGGGCAAGGCCUGAGCCCUCAGCUGUGUUUUCCCCCCAAAUCUGUCAUCACAGACGGAGGCAGCAUCGUCGUAAAGUAGUUGUAUCACUGCGGAACGAACAUUUCAAAACACCGUUUACUGAUGUUGGGCGUCGAGGCUGUGUCUGCGUAAGUGGAGUGUGUAUAUGCGAGUCCUUCAGGAGAUUAACGUUUAACUAGCUUCAUCUCAAGUUAAUAUGAGAUAAAGAAAAAUGAGUUCUGAUCCCUGUUAUUUUUAUAUUUGCGGUAGGAAAGACUCUCAUUUAACUACACAGCUAAAGGUUUGGCAGCAGGGAGUCUCUAAAGUAGUUUUUUUUUCUCCUAAUUUUGAAUGUCAGUUUUUCCAAAUGCUUUCUUAUGACAUUUGUAAUUUUCCAAGCACUCCUCUCAGUUCCAGUUAUUUUCUCCACUCCAGAGGUGAUUGUUUAGUGUUUUCCUCUAACUGUGCAUGGGGUUUUACUCUGUACCUGCAUCACUGCGUCUGCCUUAGCCAUCUCUCAUCGGAGGCCUUUCCAGUCUAAGAGAAACACUCAGACUGGAGUCAUGUUACCUGGACCGAGUUUCGGUUCAUAAUCUAUAUGCUCUUUUUUUUUUUUUUUUUUUUUUUUAAACAAGCAAAAGUUGGUCUCUGGAUGGACAAAGAUCUGUUGUGUCAGAAAGGUGCAUCACUGUUUCCCACGAGAAACCAAAAGGUUUAGUUGUCAUGCAGCCAUGGCGCGUCACUGUAACCCGACCACACCCUGCUCAGCUUGCAUGGCAAAUGAACGGCGGCUUUGAUUUACAAUGACUCUGCAGUUUCUGGAAGCACGAGGAUCGGCUUUCCAGCAGGAUCAUAGACCAUUAAUUAUUUCAUUAUAGGUGUUUUGAAGGACACAAAGUGAGAUUAUUAACACUACGGAGCUUUGAUCACUAUCUUUUCUAUGUUGGACUGUUCUGUUAUUCUGUAUUUAAAUUGUGUCUUUGCUGGAAAAAUCUAAUAAAAGACUGGAACUGGAA
Nothobranchius furzeri (turquoise killifish) is the source of this 2732-nucleotide messenger RNA. RefSeq names its product IST1 factor associated with ESCRT-III (gene ist1). Gene Ontology annotation, biological process: protein transport. The record is from RefSeq and is a predicted model, not a curated record. NCBI's taxonomy places the organism in Eukaryota, Metazoa, Chordata, Actinopteri, Cyprinodontiformes, Nothobranchiidae.